AUGGGCCCUGGAGAAUUCUCGGCGCAUCCCACAAUGGAAACAGGGGUCCCUUGGGAUGAAUUCACAACGAUAUCCGAUCCCCAAAUGUUAGCCACAAUGGCCGCCAACAAGAGCCAGAUGAUGAACCUGUCACCAAACGUCUGGACGACCGGCUCCGUACCAACCGGCCUAUCACCCAGCUCACCAAUGUCCGCCCAAGCACAACCGAUGAGCGCUCCAACAUACGCCAUGCAGCCCGACGGCACCGUCUGGCAAGUCCCACCACCUCCGCAACAACCAUCAAGAGCCAUGAGUUACCCAGGCCAGGACUUGAGUCCCACAUACCAAAACCAACAACAAUUCCAACAACAAAUGCCACCAGACCUGAAGAGGAGGAUGACAACACCCGCUCAGUCUCUUUCCGCCCCAAGUGCCGGUCCACAUAGCUCGCCUGGAUCCGCCUCCGACAUGCAACCUCCCGUCCCUUACCCUGCCCCACCGGGCAUGGAAUACGCACAGUGGCCCAUGAACCCUAUGCCCCAGGGCAUGGGCAUCGUUCCAUACCCCAUGUACGCCGGUGAUGCGAUCCAACAACAACAACCUUUUUCUACCAACCCUUCUCCAAUGGGACAUCCAGGUGGCCCGGGUCGCUCGGGACCUUGA
Molecule: messenger RNA, 642 nt
Organism: Penicillium verhagenii
Lineage: Eukaryota; Fungi; Ascomycota; Eurotiomycetes; Eurotiales; Aspergillaceae
Product: putative C6 finger domain protein
Exons: 1
Coding region: 1-642 (213 amino acids)
Source: RefSeq, a predicted model, not a curated record